AUCUCGUCAAUGAUAUUCAACAUAUCAAGAGAUUAUAAAUGUAAAAGUAUUUUUGUUAAAAUAUGUUUCUGAGCGACAAGGCGUGACUAACUUCGGGUGCAUCCUCGGGUCAUGGCGAGUGCAACUCCCGCUGAGAACGUGGACCGUGAGUUGACCUGCACCAUCUGCCUGGGCACGUUUGACUGCCCCUCCACGCUGAGCUGCGGCCACUCGUUCUGCCUCCAGUGCCUGGAGGACGCUUGGAAGGAGACAGACUUGUACUGCUGCCCGCAGUGCCGCAAGACCUUCCCUCGACGACCCCAGCUGACCAGGAACGUGACGAUCGCCAACCUCAUAGAGCAGCUGCGAGUGACUGAGACCAUGGUUGCUGCUUCUGCUGCUGGUGUUGUUUUUUGUGAUAACUGCCCAGAAGGAAAUACGCCUGCAGUGAAGACCUGCCUCAGGUGCGACACGUCCUUCUGCACGGAGCAUCUUGUGCCUCACCUGAAGAAGAAAAAGUUUAAUGACCACGUCCUGGUUUCACCAGAUGUGAACCCUGAAGCACGCAAGUGCAAGAGGCACAAAGAGGAGCUCAAGUUCUACUGCAAGCAAGACGUCAGCCUCGUGUGCAGGGACUGCACCAUCGCAGGUGACCACACGGGUCAUACAUUCAUCCCACUGGAGGAUGAGCAUCGGACACGGAAGAGUGGAGUUGGAGAAGAGAAGCAAGCGGUGGAAGAGAAGAGGAAGAAGGCGGAGGCGUUCAUGGGACGGAUGGAGGCAGCUCGCAAGGACGUGCAGGGAUCUUUGACUGGGGUGAAGGAGCGAAUCAAAGCCCAGUUCUCCCGCCUGAGAACAGCACUGGAUGAGGACGAGACAACGGCUUUACAUCGCGCGGAACUGAAGGAGAAGGAGCUGCUGUCCCAGAUCGACGAGAACAUCGCUCAUUACAAGCACGAGAUCAGCGAGCUGCAGGCAGCAGCCGCGCGCCUGCACUCUCUGCAGAAGGAGGGGGACUCGCUCACGUUCCUGCAGGGACACCUGGAGGAGGCGCGCAGGGGAAAAGUUCCCAAGAAGUCUCUGCCCCCAGCUCUGACUCCACUGGACACCCCCACGAUCCGCUCCCUUGAGAGAAUCAUGGGCAGACUGCUCCCUCUCGUCUACGGACGCUCACCGACUCUGGAACCAAACUCGGCCCACAACAACCUCCAGAUUUCCUCGCUUCACAGGACGGUGACACUGACCGCUGUCUCCCAGGGUCGCCCCGAUCACCCACACCGCUUUGAUUACUGGUUCCAAGCCCUGUGCUCCGAGAGCUUCUCGUCGGGUCAGCACUACUGGGAGGUGGACGUGGGGGGUGCGUCAAGGAGCUGUGAAGUUGGAGUCACAUACGGGACGAUCGCACGGAAAGGGAGAAGUAAAGAAUGCUGGCUGGGAAGGAACCACUCAUCCUGGGUUUUAUAUAAAGAUAACAACAGCUGCUACGUGCGUCAUUGUGGUGUCUGGACCUCAGUGCCGGUGAGGGAUCCUCCCCAGAGAGUCGGGUGUCAUCUGCACUGGGAGGCGGGGCUGCUGUCGUUUUACCGCGCCGACUCCAUGGAGCUGUUGCACUCCGUCCACCACUCGUUUAGUCAACCGCUCUACCCCGCACUGCGUUUGUGGAAUGACGGUGACUCAGUGAGGAUUCUGGAUCUGAGUUGUGCGUCCUGA
Molecule: messenger RNA, 1689 nt
Organism: Lethenteron reissneri (Far Eastern brook lamprey)
Lineage: Eukaryota; Metazoa; Chordata; Hyperoartia; Petromyzontiformes; Petromyzontidae
Product: E3 ubiquitin/ISG15 ligase TRIM25-like
Molecular function (GO): zinc ion binding; protein binding
Source: RefSeq, a predicted model, not a curated record